Sesamum indicum (sesame) is the source of this 1712-nucleotide messenger RNA. It is a transcript of the gene YUC4, whose product is annotated as Flavin-binding monooxygenase family protein. Lineage: Eukaryota; Viridiplantae; Streptophyta; Magnoliopsida; Lamiales; Pedaliaceae. Gene Ontology annotation, molecular function: monooxygenase activity; flavin adenine dinucleotide binding. The record is from RefSeq and is a predicted model, not a curated record. Gene Ontology annotation, biological process: auxin biosynthetic process.
CUCCCUAGAAACACACACACACACACACAUCUGUCUCAUAUUCUCCCCCACCCGACUUUCACCUUUUCACCCUUCUCCACAAAUGCAGCCCGCCACGCUUCCUCUGCUACAAAAACAGAGUUUCUCAGAGUUCAAACACAAAGAAACCAUCACCGCACCCUCACCCUCGCCCUGAAAAAGUUUGCUCUCUUUUCUUUCUUUCUUUCCUUCAACUUCUUUUCUGCUUUCUUGGCCCGUUUUCCCAAAUGGGUUCUCCUCGCCAUGAACAAGAUGCAACCAAAGCAAACCCUCAAUUCGUCAACGGGCCCGUAAUCGUUGGAGCCGGGCCCUCGGGCCUGGCAGUUGCAGCCUGUCUCCAACAACAUGGCGUUCCCUCACUGAUUCUCGAAAGAAGCGAUUGUAUAGCUUCUUUAUGGCAACAAAAGACCUACGACAGACUCAAACUCCAUCUCCCCAAACACUUCUGUCAGCUCCCUUUGCUUACUUUCCCUCCAGACUUCCCCAAAUACCCCACCAAGUAUCAGUUCAUUUCUUACAUGGAGUCCUACGCCAAACACUUCUCAAUCGGGCCCAGGUUCAAACAGUCUGUUUCCAGAGCUGAAUACGAUUUCGUAACCGGGCUCUGGAGAGUGCAAACUCAGGAUUCUCUGUACUAUUCCAGGUGGUUGAUAGUCGCCACGGGCGAAAACGCCGAGCCUGUUAUACCAGAGAUUCCAGGGAUUGAGAGGUUUCCAGGGCCCGUCAUUCACACCAGUGUUUACAAGUCGGGCUCUGAGUUUCGAAACCAAAGGGUUCUGAUCGUGGGGUGUGGGAAUUCCGGCAUGGAAGUCAGCUUAGACCUCUGCAGACACAAUGCCAGCCCUCACAUGGUGGUCAGAAACUCGGUUCAUGUUCUACCAAGAGAAGUGUUUGGAUUGUCCACAUUUGCAAUAGCAAUGGAACUUCUCAAAUGGCUGCCUUUAAAGCUAGUGGACAAGCUCCUCCUCCUGGUGGCAAACGUCACCUUAGGCAACACCGAGAGAUUAGGCCUCCGGCGGCCUAAAACCGGUCCUAUCGAGCUCAAGAACGCCACCGGAAAGACCCCAGUGCUCGACGUUGGAGCACUCUCACACAUCAAAUCAGGCAGAAUUAAGGUAAUGGAAGGUGUGAGGGAGAUAACAAGAACAGGAUCAGCCAAGUUCAUGGAUGGCCAAGAAAAGGAAUUUGACUCUAUAAUCUUGGCAACAGGGUACAAAAGCAAUGUGCCCACUUGGCUCAAGGGUACUGAUUUUUUCACUGAAAUUGGAAUGCCCAAGGCACCUUUCCCUAAUGGUUGGAAAGGAGAGAAGGGAUUGUAUGCGGUCGGGUUCACGAGAAAAGGCAUCCUUGGGACCUCAUCCGACGCUGUAAACAUUGCUAGAGACAUCGCUGAUCAAUGGAGGACGUCAACCAACGGCUGGAAAAGCAGUUGAGGUUCUCAUAUUUUCCCAGAAUAGUACGAGGAGAAAAAAUAUACUUUAAUAAUUACUGAAUUCUUGGAAAGAAUUUUGUUGGGGAGAAAACGGAGAGAGUGAUUAGUUUCUAGGCUUUAUCAGCAAACAGAAAUGAUCUAUAUGUUGUAAAUUAAUCAGUUUUGACUUUUUUUUUUUUUUAUCAAUUUUAAAAAAAAAUGUUGUAAAGCCAAGAAAACAGUGUGUUAGCGACGAGAUAUCAAAUAACAAUAUCAGUAGUUA